UUCGUCACGAAUGCACGCGGUUUGAUCGAGGCCGGUCUGGCAAAGUCAAAUAUAUUUCGCCUCUUAUCGGAUAACGGAUGCAGAAUCAUCCUGUCGCCCAAGUACGCAAACGAAAUCCGUAGCCACCCCGCGCUGAGCUUUGGCAAGGCCGUGGCGAAAGAGUUCCACACCCAUAUCCCGGGAUUCGAGCCAUUUAAGCAAACUUCCUCAAGCGAGAAUAUUUUUCAGGAUGCAGUGCGGAUGAAGCUGACCCAGGCCCUUGGUGUGUACUGCCUCUGCAACUGGCAUCCCAUCCCCCUCAAGUCCAGCGUACUCAAGAUCGUGGCUCAGCUAUCUUCCAAAGUUUUCCUUGGCGACAAGAUCUGCCGCAAUCCAGACUGGCUACGAAUUACAGUGGAAUAUACGGUGGAUUCAUUCCGAGCGGCAGAGAUACUUAGGAUGUGGCCAAGGGUCUUGCGACCAGUCGUCGCUUGGUUCUCCGAGGAGUGUCGCAGGCUCAACAGUGAAUUGCAAGAAGCAAGAGAUAUAAUCGCACCGGUACUUGAAGAAAGAAGAAUGGAAAAAGAAGCGGCCCUCAGAGAUGGAAGGAAACCCCGACAUCACAUCGAUGCCAUGGAAUGGAUGGAAGAAAGUGCCAAGGGCCGUCCCUAUGAUCCGACCGUUGGGCAGUUGAUGUUUUCGGUCGCAGCAAUCCACACGACGUCUGACAUGCUAACACAGGCCCUAUAUGAUCUGUGUGGGCGCGAGGAAUUGAUUCAAGAGAUGAGGGAUGAAGUGAUUUCUGUCAUCUCAGCAGAGGGUUGGAAGAAGACUGCCCUUUAUAAGCUUCAGCUAAUGGACAGUAUGCUGAAGGAAUCGCAGCGACUCAAACCGAUCAGUAUCACAUCAAUGCGACGUCUGGCCUGCGAUAACAUUCAGCUGAGUGACGGAACAAAGAUCCCUAAGAAUUCAUAUCUGCUAGUGCCAAAUGAGAGAAUGUGGAACUCCGAAUUUUACCAGAACCCGGACACCUUUGACGCCCAUCGAUUUCUGAAUUUGCGCAAGGUUCCUGGCCACGAGACCUCUGCUCAGUUGGUGGCACCGUCGCCAGAGCACAUGGGAUUUGGAUUGGGGAAGCAUGCGUGCCCCGGUCGAUUCUUUGCUGCAAACGAGGCCAAGGUUGCUCUGUGCCAUAUUCUGCUCAAGUACGAUUUGAAGGCCGCCGAUGGUCCGGCUCCUCAGAUUAGGAAGUAUGGUCUUUCUAUGAAUGCUGAUCCGAUGGCCAAGGUCAUGAUUCGAAGGAGGAAGGAGGAAAUUGUGCUUGAGGAAAUUGCAGCCUGA
Penicillium riverlandense is the source of this 1320-nucleotide messenger RNA. Its product is annotated as cytochrome P450. NCBI's taxonomy places the organism in Eukaryota, Fungi, Ascomycota, Eurotiomycetes, Eurotiales, Aspergillaceae. The record is from RefSeq and is a predicted model, not a curated record. The annotation marks the transcript as partial. The transcript is spliced from 4 exons. Gene Ontology annotation, molecular function: heme binding; monooxygenase activity; iron ion binding.